Messenger RNA from Polychytrium aggregatum, 1434 nucleotides. RefSeq names its product male sterility protein-domain-containing protein. The transcript is spliced from 4 exons. The record is from RefSeq and is a predicted model, not a curated record. Lineage: Eukaryota; Fungi; Chytridiomycota; Chytridiomycetes; Polychytriales. Bases 97 to 1287 code for a protein of 396 amino acids.
GUCGGCUUUGACUCGCUGAGUGUCGGCCGUCUGGCCCUCGCCAUCAAGGACGAGUUCAAUGUCGAGGUCUCGCCACUUAUCCUCCUGUCGAACGGAAUGACACCGACUGAUGUCGCCCAGUUGGUUGUCGACAUCCUCGACGACAGACCGAUGAUUCCCCCGACCGUCCAUCUGGCUGCCGAGGCCGCCAAGCUCGACGAUGCGAGUGUGACGGCCGAGGGUCUCCCUCCGUUUGUCUAUCCCAAGGACCCUCGCGGCAUCGUCCUGACCGGUGCCACUGGCUUCCUCGGUGCCUUCCUGGUCUUUGAGCUGGCCCACAAGUUCCCUCGGGCCAAGAUCUACUGCCUGGUCCGAGCCCCGACCGAGCAGGUGGCUGUCGAGCGCAUCAUCAGCACGGCUCAGAAGCUGGUCCUCGAUCCGAGCCAGAGAGCCUUCCUUGACCACAACCUCAAGCCUCGACUCGUUGGACUGUGCGGCAACCUGUCGCAGGACAAGUGGGGACUCUCGGACGAGCGAUGGAAGGAGAUCAGCGAGGAGACCGACAUGAUUGUCCACAACGGCGCCGAGGUUCACUGGCUGUUUGACUAUGACAGACUCAAGGGACCCAAUGUCCUCGGCACUGCGACGGCCCUGAGACUGGCCACAACCCACCACCUGAAGCCGCUGCACUACAUCUCGACCAUCGGCACGAUCCCGAUGGCCAAGAAGGCAGACAAGCCGCUCGAGGAGACGAUCUACUCGGCCUGGAACAUCUCUGGCGGGUAUGGCCAGACCAAGUGGGUCUCUGAGCAGCUGGUCAACAAGGCACGAUCGAGGGGAGUGCCUGCGACGAUCAUCCGCCCAGCCGUCAUUGCUGGCGACAGCCAGUACGGAGUGUCCAACUCUGAUGACUACAUCUGGCGAUAUGUCAAGGGAUGCAUCCAACUCGGUGUUGCUCCGUCGUAUGCCACUCCCGUCACCUUGACCAUGGAUCCCGUCGACCAUGUCGCCAAGGUGGUUGCCGAGAUUGCCGGCUCGGAGGAGUCCCUGUCCAAGUUUGUGUUCCACAUCAGCGACUCGGAGCACAGUAUCCUCACUGAGACCAAGCUGUUCGAGAUUGUCAAUUCCUUUGGCUGGCCCGUCCUCUUUGAAACUCGUGAAAAGUUCAAGUACAUCCUUUCCACCAACCCCUUGUUCGACCAAAAUGCCCUGUUCCCGCUCAUGCACAUGAUGAUGGACAUGUCCUUCAAGCUCGACAACGCCAACACCCGCUCGAUCUACUCGCCAAGAAGUGUCUCAGCUACUUGAACCAUGCUCACUUCCUUCCCAACCCCAUCCAGCCGUCGAGCGAGCUGAAGGACGACGAGUAUCCCGAAGUCAGCAUCUUCACCCGCACCGGCCGCAACUGAUCAGCGGACGGUGACUCAGCAAUAGAUUGAUCAGGUCGUUUCUUUC